Odontomachus brunneus is the source of this 545-nucleotide messenger RNA. RefSeq lists its product as uncharacterized. The record is from RefSeq and is a predicted model, not a curated record. The coding region runs from base 1 to 516 and encodes 171 amino acids. The transcript is spliced from 5 exons. Lineage: Eukaryota; Metazoa; Arthropoda; Insecta; Hymenoptera; Formicidae.
AUGGUAAAAAUAAGCAAAAUAGUACAAAAGAUAUGGAGAUGCGUCCAAGAUAACAACACACAACCACAGAAGCCACGUAGACUACCGAUUUGUACCAUGGAGCAAAUAGAAGAGUUUCAAAAUGCGGAUGAAGAAAGUUAUUCCCAAGUUGUUAAUUAUCUUCAUUAUGUUGGGGGCUUCAGUUUAAAGGAAGCUCUCCAACUAUGUUUGAAGGAAGCAUUAUCUGACGAGCUCACACGAUUUUUUACAUGGUUCGGCCGCGAGCCAGGACGACAUCCUUUCUACAAUACACGGCUGGCAAAGGCCAUAUAUGAUGCUGUGUGCAAGAACAGACAUUUUCAUAAACCGACGAGAUUAGAAUUUCAAAAACAUAUGCAAGAGGCUCUUCGUGUAACGAAGGAAAGGCUUCGGCAAAGGACGCGUCCACGUGGAAGAAAUGCAGGCCAACAGAGAAACCCAUGGAACGACGAAUCGGAGGAAGAAAUAUUGGAUGAAAAAAAUAACGAACAAGAAUAAGUGUAGGAAGGCGCCUUUAGCUGUGUCUG